UUCGUUCCUCAAAAGGGUCGUCUUUCCGAAUACUUCAAGGCUGUUUCUGCCUAAGAAUAAAAUGAUUUUAGCAUUUAUCUUUUAAGGAAUGGAAAAAUAGGAGUAUUUCAAGUAUGAUAAAAGGAGAAUUGUGCCUGAAAGGAGAGUGGGGUUUUCUUUCUUCAUUAUUGUUACUUCCAUAUGCCAUCAUUAUUUUUUAUUAAUAUCACGCGCUAUGCAAUACUUAUUUUAAGCUUAUUUUGUCUCGGCUGUCAUUUCACACAAUGCUUCUUACUUUCAAAAUACCAACAAAAAACGCAUAUCCCAGGAUGGUUAAAUGCAGGACACUGGCAGUAUUUAAAUUGGUACAUUACAUUGUGUAUAUCUAUGCUAAGUUCCUUUGCAAUCUGUACACAUGCAACCUGUUGUCGACGUGGUCAUAUCUUACGAGGCGAUAAAUGUCUAAGUAUAGUCAAUGCUAUACUGUUAAUCGCUACUGUCCUAGCAACAACCCUUCUUAGUGGGCAGGAGCCUUGGACGAAUGGUAUUGUCGAAUUCAAAAGACCCGCUAGAGGGUUGAUCACUUAUUGCUCAACGUUAAAUCAACAGACAGAUGCGACAUAUCCCAUUCUGUAUCAAAGAUGUAUAUUAUGGGAUGGAGUAUGGUUAGGUACGAUUGUCUUAUGUGUAGCAUGGAUUCUGUUAGGACUAUGUGCUACUUUAAUGAAACCGAGUAAAAGAGAGGAUGCUCAGUUGCAUUACCACUGGCCAAAUCCGCAGCCACAGAUGUACUAUCCGCAUCAUCAACAAUAUCAGCAACAAUAUCAACACCCACAGCUAGUACAAGCUUUAGACUCAACUCUGAAUCAAAAGAAUACCUGUCAGAACUCAAAAGAUCCUUGGUAGAUUUCCUUUAGUCUGUCAGCCUAAAAAUAA
Molecule: messenger RNA, 915 nt
Organism: Rhizopus microsporus ATCC 52813
Lineage: Eukaryota; Fungi; Mucoromycota; Mucoromycetes; Mucorales; Rhizopodaceae
Exons: 4
Coding region: 367-885 (172 amino acids)
Source: RefSeq, a predicted model, not a curated record